UGCUACACGACGUUAGCACGGCAGCUAAUUGAGAGGAGAUCAGUGGCAUAAGUCGGCAAAGCAGAGACGGUGACGGCACUUUUUGACCUGUGUAUUAUGUGUUACAGCGCGCAUUUUGAGAUUGAUCGCCGCUGACAACUCCGUUUUCGUAUCGCUGUUUUUAUCCGUUUCAGUUAACGUGUGAUUGUAUUUACAGUCAGGCUAGCUCCUGAGGUUAAAGUUAGCCAUGUUUACAGAGCUCAACAGCAUCUUGAACACGACUCCGGACAGCUUCACACAGGGAGAAUUUGUCUUGCUCUCGGACAGACAGAGCGAUGCCUCCUUCCUCAUUCACCACUUUCUCUCUCUGUACCUACGAGCACGCUGCAAAGUGUGCUUUCUAGGUCUGGUGCAAUCCUUCAACCAUUACAGUGCCAUCGGUCAGAGACUGGGCGUAAGUCUAACACAAGCCAAGGAAAAGGGUCAACUGGUUUUCUUGGAGGGACUGAACGAGUCACUCUCUGUACUAAUUCCUCGAGACGCCGAGACUGGAUCUCGUGCCAUGGACUUCCUCAGGGAUCCUAGGGUCGGCCUAAAGAGUCUCUACGAGUUCGUCCGGUCCGGUGCGACCAGUUCUGGCGUCGGGGGACACCAGGCGGACGGGGGGGAGGAGUGGGGGCCCCCGGUGUUGCUGGUGGACGACCUCAGUGUGCUGCUGAGUCUGGGGGUGAGCGCUGGGGCCGUGCUGGACUUCAGCCACUACUGCAAAGCCACCGUCUGCUCCGAGCUACAGGGCAACGUGGUGAUGCUGGCGCGCUCUGACGGGCGGGGCGAAGAGGAGGAGGACGGAGACGAUGAAGGCUCGGAGAGACUUCUGAGGGGCCUGGCCCACCAGUGCAGCCUCACUCUUCAGGUCCAGGGUCUCCCCACCGGCUACUGCAGGGACAUACACGGCCAGGUAGAAGUGUGCUGGAGGAGGAGACAAGGUGAUGGACAGUGCAAACAGAAGAAACUCUUUCAGUACAAGGUCCAUGACAAAGGAGCCUCCUUCUUUGCUCCCGGGACGUCCAGCGCUGUUCUCUAGCUCCACCUUUCAGCGUCCUAGUUUUGCCUUUUUGUCUCUUUUACACGUGACAACCGCCUAUUAUGUUUCACUAUGAUCAGACCACACAAGCUGGGUGUUAGGCUGCCAAAAGAAAUUGGUGAACUGAAAAAAAUUUGCCAACCGUGGUCAUGCUUUACGUUUGGAUGCCUAAAGGUGUCCACGGGCUCAGCCUGGAUCCCAGACUGUCUGGAGGAAAGACGGCGCAAUCCUGCCAGCAGAUCGCCCGCUUCCAGACCUCUGAAUCCCUGGCCACAUCUCUUUUGUUUUUAAUUUAGCUGUUUGAAUAAGUGUUUUUUUUCUUUUCUUUUUGUGCGCAUUUUUUUUAAUGCAGACUGUGACACAUUUGUGAUGGCGAGUGGACAUUAAUAGACCAGCCAAUAAACAAAACAAAGACAAACACAUUGUUCAAAGGAGGUGCUGGUAUUUGGCUGAGAUAACAAUGAAUGCAUAAGGUGAUUGUUCUUAGCACUGAAUGGGUAUCAUCCGAAUAAAAUAAAAAGUGUAAAAAACGCUGUCAUUGCACGGU
Molecule: messenger RNA, 1610 nt
Organism: Pungitius pungitius (ninespine stickleback)
Lineage: Eukaryota; Metazoa; Chordata; Actinopteri; Perciformes; Gasterosteidae
Gene: elp6
Product: elongator acetyltransferase complex subunit 6
Exons: 7
Coding region: 227-1063 (278 amino acids)
Biological process (GO): tRNA wobble uridine modification
Cellular component (GO): elongator holoenzyme complex
Source: RefSeq, a predicted model, not a curated record